This is a messenger RNA of Salvia splendens (bonfire salvia), 1321 nucleotides long. RefSeq lists its product as uncharacterized. Gene Ontology annotation, cellular component: cytoplasm; intracellular membrane-bounded organelle; vesicle. The transcript has 5 exons. NCBI's taxonomy places the organism in Eukaryota, Viridiplantae, Streptophyta, Magnoliopsida, Lamiales, Lamiaceae. Gene Ontology annotation, biological process: clathrin coat disassembly; clathrin-dependent endocytosis. The record is from RefSeq and is a predicted model, not a curated record. Gene Ontology annotation, molecular function: clathrin binding. Bases 58 to 1086 code for a protein of 342 amino acids.
ACAAGUUAACAACUACAUACAAAAAUCCCAUAUAAACCUCGCUGGAAAAUCAAGAAAAUGGAGGAUCUCCGUCACGACUUCUUCACCGACAUUUUCGGUGGUGCCCCGCGCCCACGUAGCAUAUUCUCCCACCAAAUAUCCGCCGACGCUAGCUUCUACGACGAUGUCUUCUGGUCGACGGAGACGGCGCCGCCGCCGUCGCUGAGGCGGAGGGGACGGAAUUUGCCCCUUUUGGAUAUUCCUUCGUUGCAGCAUAAGCAAAAGAGUCGUUCCUUCAUAGACAUUUUUGGGCUGGAUAAGAAGAAGAAGAAGAAGGAGGAGGAGGAGAAGAGGUCGUAUUCCGAAUCAGCCGGCGACGUUGCUAUGUCAGCGGCGAAGCUCAGAGCAAUGGACAUAAAGACCAAGUGGACUUCCACGAGAAACGGAGAUUCCGAUCAUAAAAAAUGGGCACUAUUUUCCGAUUUGGAUUGUGAAAACAAAUUAGGGGGCUGCCCUCCUCGAAUUGAGGAAAAUGUUACUAACAUUGAGCAGAUAAAAUUGAGAAUGAAAGCAGAAAUAAUUGAUGAAGAAAUGGAAAUUGAUGAAGAUGAGUUUGUGAGCUCAUACGUUAUAGAGCUUGAUUGUUGCAGUAGAGAAACUGCAAGUGCUUAUGUACCGAGUGACGUUGAUGAAGCGAUCGCGUGGGCCAAGCAAAAGCUUCACUCCCAAGAGAAACCCACACUUGCAGCCACAAGAGUGAUGAAUGAUGAGUCAAGAGGGGUUGAGAAAGAGGAUGAUAGGAGCAUUGUUGAUGAAAAGAUAAGGUUGUGGUUGAGCGGCAAGGAAUCCGAUAUCCGGCUGCUAUUGUCUUCCCUUCAUCGGAUCGUAUGGCCUAACAGCGGGUGGAUGGCGAUACCUCUAACGAAACUAAUGGAGAGCUCACAAGUGAAGAAAGCUUAUCAAAAAGCAAUUCUAUGCCUACAUCCAGACAAGCUUCAGCAAAGAGGAGCAUCACUCUUACACAAGUACAUUGCACACAAGGUCUUCGCCGCUCUUCAAGAUGCUUGGACAACAUUUAGCUCCCUGGAUGUCUCCAAAAUCUAUUGAGAGCCAGAUUUCGUGUUCAUUCAUCGAUCGAGGUUUGGGAAAUGUUUUGUAAGACAUGGAAAGUGAGAUCUGGAGUUGGAAACCUUCGAGCAAUCAAUAAAUGUUUAUCGAUGUGACAAUAAAUGUUCGAGGGUUUGGAUAUGUAAGAUUCGAUUGUAGUAGUAUUUGAUAGUGUUAAUCGAUUGUAACAUUCGUAGUUAUUCCUAAAUAAAAUUUCUGGUCAUUUUAUUUUUCU